UAAAAGAAGACGUGUUUACGUCUCAUUCAGCUGUCAGCCUCCGUAAGGCGAACGUAAACAUGGGUGUCAGCUGGCUUACUGUAUCGGUCGUCACUGUGUUUUGGGGCAUUGUGGGCAUUCCCUUGCCCCUAAUUUUAGGAAGGGGGCCAAACAAGGGGGUCACUCAAGUGGUUUUGGUUAUCACGGCAGCGACAGGAUGGCUCUUUUGGGUGCUGAGCUACCUACAUCAGAUGAAUCCCCUCAUAGGGCCACAGUUGCAUGCCUCGACAGUUGUGGCGCUGAAGUACUUAUGGGAUGGGACCAUUGAUAUUAACGAUUUGCCUAAUCCAACCACAAUCGCGCCUCCGCCAAACACAACCACCCCUCUUGCCGACAUAACCACCCCUCUUGCCGUCAAUGCUGAAUUCGUAAUGAACUCUAUUGAAACCACAACUGCCUCUUUUGAAGCUACAACCACCCCUAUUGAAACCACAACCACCCCUAUUGAAACCACAACCACAAUCUCACCCAAGGCCAUAGAAGUUGUAACCAACCCAAUUGAUACUGCAACAGACAGCCCAGUUGACAGGACAACCAACAACCUACUUGACACUGGAACCGACUCAUUUGACACCACAACCAAUGUAUUUGACACCUCAACCAACCCGUUUGAUACUACAACCAAUCCAUACGAACCCACAACUGAGGACAUUUUCUAAGGGGUGCUUAGGAAACCUUUCAAUGCUGCACCAGUAUAUAUUCUGUUUUAAUGCACAUUGUUACUGAAAUUUUAAGUCAAAAGUUGUGCAGUAUAAGUUAUCCAUACUUUAAUUUGGUUGUAUUUCAGUAUUUUCCUAAAAAGGAGUCUGUGAAUUUUAAUUAUACCUGAGUUGUAAUCCUUGUAAAGACUCAUAUGAAUGAUGUCAUUGAUAAUUUAUAAAUUAUUUGUACCCUUUUGAAUUGAUGUGUUUUGUUGUGAGAUUUAAUAGCCAUCUUCGCUUUUAUGAAGAUAGUGAUAAUUUGAACAAAAGGAGAACUCUUAAUUCUAGUAGUAUGUUUGUGAGAUUUUGUAAAAUAGAAUGUAGAUUCUGAAUCUGUUUAUGGUUGUGACCAACAGUGCAUUAAGUAUGCUUCUUCAGAA
Molecule: messenger RNA, 1120 nt
Organism: Macrobrachium nipponense
Lineage: Eukaryota; Metazoa; Arthropoda; Malacostraca; Decapoda; Palaemonidae
Exons: 4
Coding region: 60-698 (212 amino acids)
Biological process (GO): proton transmembrane transport
Cellular component (GO): proton-transporting V-type ATPase, V0 domain
Molecular function (GO): proton-transporting ATPase activity, rotational mechanism
Source: RefSeq, a predicted model, not a curated record